ACAGCUUUUACUGUGCUGAUCCAAAGAUCUGAGCUUUCUUUGUUGACAUCCUCAAAGUCCAAAUUAAACCUAGAUUUCCUCAUUUGAUCAUCGAGAAAUCCAUAUGCUCAAAAGUCGAUCUUUGAAUCAAAUUUUACCAUAAUUUUUGAAUUACCCUUGAAACAUUAUUGUUAUGGGAGCUGAAAAGAAAUGGUUUUUCAGUAUUCUUUCCCUUACAUUUUUCUCCGUUCUCUUCCUGGUAAUUUACUCGAUCUCAAAUUUCAGCUCCCCUAGACCUUUCCCUUCGCUAGUCCGACACGGCGUUCCUUAUCCACCGGCUUUUGGGUAUUAUAUAUUUGGCGGAAAAGGCGAUAAAGAUCAGGUCUUUAGGCUACUGCUUGCUAUCUAUCACCCCAGGAAUCGAUAUGUGUUGCAUCUUGGAGCUGAUGCCACCGAUGACGAACGGUAUAAUUUGGUUGUGGCUUUGAAAUCUGUUCCGGCUAUAAAGAACUUUGCAAAUGUAGAUGUUAUCGGGAAGCCCGAUCGGUUUUCGUAUAUGGGUUCUUCGUAUAUUGCUGCCACCUUGCAUGCUGCUGCUGUUUUGAUGAAGCUUGAUCGUGGCUGGGAUUGGUUUAUUUCUUUGAGUGCCUUGGAUUAUCCCUUGAUUACUCAAGACGAUUUGUCGCACGUGUUUUCCUCUGUCAGUAGGGACCUCAAUUUCAUUGAUCACACCAGUGACCUGGGGUGGAAAGAAGUUCAUCGGUUUCAGCCUAUUGUAGUUGACCCGGCUCUUUACCUCGCAAGGAGGACCAAAAUUUUUCAUGCUACGGAGAAAAGGCCAAUGCCGGAUGCUUUUAAAAUAUUCACAGGUUCACCGUGGGUCGUCUUAAGCAGAUCCUUUCUGGAAUUUUGCAUCUUUGGGUGGGAUAAUCUACCCAGGACACUUCUGAUGUAUUUCAACAAUGUUAUGUUAUCCGAAGAAAGCUAUUUCCAGUCUGUCAUUUGCAAUUCACCAGAGUUCAAGAACACUACCGUAAACGGUGAUUUAAGAUACAUGAUCUGGGACAAUCCCCCAAAGAUGGAACCCCAUUAUCUCAACAUUUCUGAUUAUGAACAAAUGGUUCAAAGUGGAGCAGCAUUUGCAAGAAUGUUUCGAGAGAACGAUCCCUUAUUGGACAUGGUUGAUGAAAAGAUCCUCAAGCGUGGGCGAAAGCGAGCUGCCCCGGGGUCGUGGUGCACCGGCCAGCAGAGCUGGUGGAGGGAUCCUUGCUCACAGUGGGGCGAUGUAAAUGUCGUGAAGCCCGGAUCUCAGGCAAAGAAGUUUGGUGAAACCGUAACGAACCUUUUGGAUGACUGGAAUUUACAGUCCAAUCAGUGCAAAUGAAACAGGUGAAUAAAUUACACUCACUGCGUUGACCUUUGCAUCUGAAUUUUGCACGAAAGGUUCAAAAGAACACCUUCAGAUGACAUUACAUUCUUUUGGUCUGUAUGUCUUUAUUCAUUUUGCGAUUUUGGUCGACGAUGUCGGCUUCAGGGGUAGUGUUUUAAUGGUGGAAAAAGCCGCACAGAGUCCUUAGUUAACAGGACUUUCCUCUUGAGCUGCCCAUUUGCAUGCUGUUGUAUGUUCUUCGGCACGUUGAAUUGAUGCUACAAACACAACUCAUUCAUUAAAAA
Molecule: messenger RNA, 1653 nt
Organism: Hibiscus syriacus
Lineage: Eukaryota; Viridiplantae; Streptophyta; Magnoliopsida; Malvales; Malvaceae
Product: beta-glucuronosyltransferase GlcAT14A-like
Exons: 4
Coding region: 173-1363 (396 amino acids)
Cellular component (GO): membrane
Molecular function (GO): glucuronosyltransferase activity
Source: RefSeq, a predicted model, not a curated record